Carcharodon carcharias (great white shark) is the source of this 15387-nucleotide messenger RNA. RefSeq names its product protein KIBRA-like. Gene Ontology annotation, biological process: negative regulation of organ growth; regulation of hippo signaling; cell migration. The record is from RefSeq and is a predicted model, not a curated record. Gene Ontology annotation, molecular function: molecular adaptor activity; kinase binding. Gene Ontology annotation, cellular component: cytoplasm. Lineage: Eukaryota; Metazoa; Chordata; Chondrichthyes; Lamniformes; Lamnidae. The coding region runs from base 520 to 4098 and encodes 1192 amino acids. The transcript is spliced from 23 exons.
AUGCAGUUAGCGGAGAGCGUUCGGAAGCGGUGGUGCUGCUCGGCAGCGGCUAAAGAAAAAGGGCAACGGUUCACAGGCAAGGAGGACAACGAGGAAGAAACAUUCGCUUUCAAGACAGCAAAGCAAAAAUAGGGUCGCAACAAGGAAAGUUUGCACCCCAAAAGAGUUAAAGCAAAAUUUAAAAGGACGGUGAUAUUUUGGGUGGGUGCGCGAGCCUGUGUUUCGGUUGGGAGCGCGAGUGGGAUCCGAGCGGCCGCUCGAGCUACUCUCCUCUCAACUCGGAUCCAACUAAUAUGGAGGCGUGAGGAAGGAGGCAAAACAACAACAACAACAAACAAAACAUCAACACCAUUCAGUCAGCAUCCACCGCAAACUCGAGGGGGGGAAAAGAGGAGGAGGAGGAGGGGGGAAUGUUUCAAGGGGAAGCGCCGCCGGCGCGGAGCAGCUACUCGGCGUUUCUCCUUCGUCCUUUUACUUUCCUAUGGAGGAGUUGGAGUUUCUAAGAAUUUGCCGCUCGCUAUGCCCAAGUCGAACAAGGGCAAUGGAGAACUGCCCCUGCCACCCGGUUGGGAAGAGGCAACCGACUACGACGGGAAGUUGUAUUACAUCGAUCACAACACCAAGCAGACGAGCUGGGUAGAUCCCCGCGACAGAUGGACCAAACCCCUCUCCUUUGGUGAUUGCGUAGGAGACGAAUUGCCUUUGGGUUGGGAAGAAGCAUUUGAUGCACAAGUUGGAAUUUAUUACAUUGAUCACAAUACACAGACAACACAAGUAGAGGAUCCUCGAGCUCAGUGGCGAAGAGAACAGGAGCGCAUGUUGAAAGACUAUCUAGUUGUAGCACAAGAUGCCCUAACUGCACAGAAGGAAAUUUACCAAGUAAAGCAACAGAGAUUGGAAUUGGCCCAACAUGAAUACAGGCAGCUAAAUGAUGUCUGGAAGGAUAAAUCUAGUUCCCAGACCAGCUUGUUCUCAGGCUCUUCAUCUAGCACUAAGUAUGACCCCGACAUUCUCAAGGCAGAGAUUUCAACAACAAAAUCUAGGGUAAAUAAACUGAAAAGAGAACUAUCUCAUAUGAGGCAGGAACUUCAGUACAAAGAACAAGGUUUUGAAACUCUUAAAGCAAUUGAUCUAAAGAUGUCAGGCACUCAGGGAGGAUAUAAACUUGAUGAAGCACAGGCAAUUGUGAAUGAAAUGAAAACCAUCAAAAAGGCCAUUAGCUCAGGAGAGAAGGAAAAAAGAGACCUCAUACAGAGCCUAGCCAGAUUGAAAGAUGGUUUCCGAAUUGAGACAGGAUUUCACGCUGAUCUCCGGGUCAGUCAUACGUCAUUAUUAAGCACAAAACAACCUGUCGGCUGCCAUUUUUCAGAUGUUGGGUCCCAGACAGAUAUUUCAGGAGAUUUUGUUUCCAGCAAUAAUACUAAACUGGCUGAGAAGGUGAGACUUAGCCUGCAAUAUGAAGAGUCAAAGCGAAGGAUUGCAAAUAUCAAGAUUGAACUGGCUAAGCUUACCAGUGAGGCAUGGCCUGGAGUGUUAGAUGCAGAACGAGACAGGCUGAUAUUGAUAAAUGAGAAAGAAGAACUGUUGAAGGAACUGCAGUUUAUAAACCCUCGUAAAUGGGCACACAGUGAGGUAGAGCGCCUGGAGAUGGAAAGGAAACGACUGGCAGAAGACCUUCAGGCUGCAAGAGAAACACAAAGCAAAGCACUAACAGAAAGAUUAAAGAUGCAUAGCAGGAGAAACAACUUGCUGAGGGAGUUAGAAGAAGCAACACGCUUAGCCUCAACAUUGCACUCACAACUACAAAGUCUCUCAACCAGCACUCUUUCACUGUCAUCUGGAAGUAGCAAAGGGUCAUUGACAUCCAGCCGUGGAUCUCUUGCUGCGUCCAGCCAAGAAUCUUCAAGCUCUGUUAGCUUCACUGACUUGUAUUAUGAUCAUCCAGAACACACAGUAGAUUUCGACUACCAGUAUAAACUAGAUAUCUUGCUUCAAGAGGGCACUUCAGGCAGUAGACCAGCAGGCUCCAUAACCACCAUUCAUGAAAAUGAGGUGGUCAGUUCUCGGAAUGGCUCCUCUUACAUAGAUACCUGUGGAGCCUCAAGCAAGAUUCACACACGGAGAUGCUUGUCUGAGACUCCCAAGUCUCUGACUUCAUUGUCACCUCGGUCUUCCUUGUCCUCCAUAUCACCACCUAGUUCUCCUGUAGUAAUAGACCCUCAUUUUUUGGUUCCUUCAGGGGAGCCACUUUUGAACGAUGCCAAUACAGACUUUGAAGAUACAGGACUGCCUGCUAAUAUUGCUAACUUUCGUUUACACAUUGAAAAUGAUAACCAGAUUUCUUCAAGAUCUUUACCACCAGAUAAGGUUUUGUCACCCUGCUUAAACUUGGAAUCCGAGAAUGGAUCAGAAUCUGAACCUUUUAGAAAUUCAUCAAAAGCACUGAGUGAAGAGUUGGGGAUUUCUACUAAAACCAAUGAAAGAAUAGAAGAUGCUAGCACUCAAACAGAGAUGUCUGGACCAGUCAUCCAUCACAAAAUUGCAUGUGUUUCUGCAGCCGUAUCAGAUGAGUCAGUGGCAGGUGACAGUGGUGUAUAUGAAGCAGUCAGAAGAUCGUGUGAGAUAGAAGAUGUACUUUUCGAUGAUGAAAUUGAAGCACUAGGAGCUUCCCGACUCCAGAUUGGAAUGAAGUAUGAUGAUAAAAGCAAAAGAUUUGCAAUAUUUAUUAUUCAGUUGAGCAAUCUAGCAGCACUCUCAUUACCACAGAACCGUACAGUUUAUAUCCGAGUGGCUGUGCUCCCAUGCUCUGAAAAUGCAAGUUGUCUGUUCCGCACCAAAGCAUCAAUAGCUGCUGAAAUCCUGGCAUAUAAUGAAGUCUUUUGGAUCACCGUUUCCUUUUCUGCUUUGCGUCAGAAGACUCUGCGAGUUGAUGUUUGCUCGGUGGAUAAAUCUCACCGGGAAGAAUGUUUGGGUGGUGCUCAGAUCAGCUUGGCAAACGUGAACAGAUGUGGAGAGUGGUCAACACAUUGGUACAACCUCCUUAGUCUUCAUUAUCUGCAGGAACAAAGCAUGAAGCACGGUGCACAAAAUGAAGAUGUUCUUCAGUCAGAAAGUAAACUCUCUACAACAGAGAAGAAGGAUUCUGUGUCUGCACUCCUAGAGCAAACAGUUGCAGAACUGCAGGCAGUAGAGCGGAGACUAGAAGAAAACAGAAAUGUGUUGACUCUAGGAGAAGAAAGGCCAAAUGUGCCAGAGGAGGAAGGCGACUACAAUGAAAACGAAGUAACUAAGGAGGAGGAGGAAGAACAAGAAGAAUACAAUGAAGGAAUACUGUGGGAAAAUGAAGACAGUACUGAGAAUGCCAGUGAGCAGACUGAUGAGCAGUCAGUACUCACAGCAGUAGGUGCAGUGAAGGUUGAUAAAGAGACUAACACAGAGGACACUCUGGCAACUACUUCUGCUGUGCGUCCAAAGGAUAGAAGAACCCAUACUGCUCAACAGAGCCCAUUUGUGAGAGGCAGUGCUAUUAUUCGUUCAAAAACUUUCUCUCCAGGCGCGCAGAAUCCUUAUGUGUGCAGGUUAAAUCGAAGUGAUAGUGACAGCUCAACGUUAUCCAAGAGAUCCCCCUUUGUUCGGAAUGCCAUGGAACGGCGCAGUUUGCGAAUGAAGAUGCCUCCAAUCAGAAGGGUGGGAUCAGAAAGGCUGAUGCGAACCUCUUUGGAUUUGGAGUUGGAUCUACAGGCAUCCAGGACCAGGCAGCGCAGGCUAACUCAGGAACUGGAUAUCUUGAGGGACCUGAGACAACAAAUUGAUGAGGCCAAAGCCAGAGGAGAGACAGAACUGCCUCAAUGGGUGAAAGAGGAUGAGAGGUUUCUUACCCUUCUGAAGCAAGUUGAAAAACAGGCAGAGCAAACAAAAGAACAACAGAAACAGGAGAACAAAGUUCAAAGGCUUAUGAAGAAAACAUCUAAAGAGGUGCACAAGUUACGAGAACAGAGUCAGAAAGAGCCCCUAGAGAUGCAAUCAUUCUGGGAGAAGAUGGCAUUUUUCACACGAGGAAGGGGAGGUAUCCUUCCAUUACCUGCUGAUGAUGUAUGAUCAGCACAAAGCCUUGAAUUCCUCGCAGUACUCUCUCUUACUGCUGAUUUUUAAAAAUUUGGCUUAACUGAAGUUGUUUGUGUAUUGUGAUGGUACAGAUAUAUUUUGUAAAUUUUAGAAAACUUUUUGAAGUCAUUGCAAUGUUUGAAUGUAUACAAAUCUACACUUCAAUUAUAUGUUGAACUCUUGUAGAGGAAAUGUAGCAUAGAUUGAUGUUAAACUAAUUUGUACAGUUUAUAUUUCAGGCAUUUUUGUAAAAAAAGACAUCAAGAACAAAAUCAAUUGAAAAUACUUUCAAAAGGAAAUGUUGCUUUCAGCUUAUUGUACAGUAAUUAGUUUUAUAAAUGUUAAGCUGCAAUAGAUGAGUUGAAGCACCAAUUAGAAACUGUGAUUAAAUAACAUUCAGUAUUGUUUGUGAUGUCACUGUCUUGAGGUACCUAAACAGAAGCUCUAUAUUCUUCUAUGAAAAUAGUCUGUUAUCUAAUAUUGAAAAGAAAAGCCCCCUUCAUUUUCUCCAGUAUAUAUUUAUAAAGCUUAGGAAAAUUUAAUUCUGGAAAUAAUGUGUAGUUUUAAAACAAUGUGUACUGUAUUUGUGUGCAGGUUAAAUGAUCUUUAUUUAAGAGAGAAAAAUCUAGUUUUGACACUGAAUGGUCGGUUUUUAGGACCAGGUACAUGAUGGUUAGGAUUGCAGAACUUCAUUUAUAUGGUACUAUUUCUCUAAUUAACUGUGUUCAUUCUGCUUUCUUCUUGCUGAAGCUGGGGAAAAUUGGAAAGUCUUAAAAAAUAAUUUUUAUGUAAGAGCUAAUGCCAGUUUAACAGCAUCGAGUACCUCUCCUGUGCUUAUUACUACUUGCCAACAGCUGCAGGUAAGCAAGAGUUAUAGGCACAGAAAAUUCCAGCAUCAAUAAACAUUUUGAGUAAUGGUACUAAUAAUAUUCAUGUUUGCUGAAAUUAAACAAUGAUGCAGAUUAAUUAACGGUUUUGAAUUUAUGAGCUGGUCAGGAGAUGAUGCUCAUUUUAUAAUUGAUUUUUGGUGAAGUAGAAGACAAGCUCAAAUAGGUAAUUUCAGUAUUUGGAACAAAACAUAUAUAUUAUGACAGAGUAUAACAAUUCCACAGCUGAGAAACAAUGGAAACUUGAGACAGCAGAUAAACUAUGUAUAAUGCAUUUGUGUAUUCAGUUGAACAGCUCUGGGAGCAUGACAGAAACAAUGCCAUAUAAAAUUUUAAAACUCCUAAGAUUGAUCCCCGAUUAAUAUCAUCUUUCAUGGUGCCCAAUGGCACUACGAUUGGCUUCAGAGUUUCUGUGUUACAGAAAGGAAGAACCAUUCGGGGUGUUGCUCCAGACUGCUUUGUCUCAUACAUGGAUGUGGACAGGAUUAGGUUUCAUUGUUAUUCGCUCUCUGACUAGGUUGAAUAAUGUUCCCAUACUUACUGGCCAAGAUUAUGCAUGAAGGAAAACCUCUUUCUAGGGGACCAGAGGGCAGCUGUCACAUUCUGCACCAUAAGGCACUUGAGUAGAAGAUGGGAUUUUUCAAAAAAAAAGAAAAAAAUAGAACUAUUGCCACUGCAUUGCACAACCAAGUAACUCAAUGGUAUUUUUGCUCUUUUUAUUUCUUAUGUUCCCCAUGAUUUCCAAAUCUUUUUCUUCCAUUUCUCAAAAUGGUGACUGUGCUGAGAUAUACUUGUGGGGAAACCAACAUUUCAGAACAAUCUUUUGCAUUUGGCUAUUCUUCAUACUUGAGUUUAGGAAAAGAGUGCUGAUGGACUGUUCAUCGUUAGACAAUUAUCAUUGAAUGCAAUCACAUCUUCAUAGGCAUGCACACCUGGCAGGGGAUCACAAGAUAUCAAACAAGAACUAUGACAAGCUUGCAUGUUCUUGCUUGAAGGCGUUGAGGUCAAUUUUAGAUUGCACUCUUGCGUAAGUGGCAGAAGUCCUGCAGCUGGGUGAAAAAGUUUGGGGUAACUCCACUUUGGUGGGUGCGGGACCCAGGGUUGCAUUUUGCUGGUGGCAGCCAAUUAAAUGGCCACUAUCAGUGCUGUCAUUCUAUUAAGGAUAGUGACCUGCCCCAAGAGCUGUGGUUCAAUCAGGGCAGAAGGCUCAGCAGCGCCAUAGCUAAUGGUGACCAUUGCUAGGCUGCCCCUGGAGGAUGAGGGUAAUGGCUAAGUCAUAAUGGCACAGAAGGAGGAUAUUAUGUCCAUGCUGGCUCUUUGCAGAGCAGGCUAGUAAGUCCCAUUCCCCUGCUCAAACCCUAUAGCUCUGCAUGUUUAUUUCCCUCAAGUGCCUAUCCAGUUUCCUUUUGAAAGCAUUGACUGUUGCUGCUUCCAUCACCACUGUAGGCAGCGAGUUCCAGGUCAUUACCACUCACUGCAUAAAAUUGUUCUUCCUAACAUCACAGCCCACCCCCCAUAUCUCCUACCCAAAACCUUAACCUUUCUUAACCUCUGUACUACCAGCUAAUAAACAACUUUCUUUGUCUAUCUUAUCUAAACCUGUCAUAAUCUUGUACACCUCUAUCAGAUCUCCCUUCAACCUCCUUUGCUCCAAGGAGAAAAAUCUCAGCUUCUCCAACCUAACUUUGUAGGUAAAUUCUCUCAACCCUGGGACCAUUCUGGUAAAUUUCCUCUGCACCCUGUUAAGGAUCUUCACACCCUUCCUAAAGUGUGGUGACCAGAUGCAAUAUCCUAGUUGUGGCCUAACCAGAACUUUGUAAAGGAUCAGCAUAACUUCUUUGCCUUUGUACUCAUAACCUAUUUAUGAAGCCCAAGGACUCUUGUACUUUGCUAAUUACCCUGUCAAUAUGUCCUGCCACCUUCAAAAAUCUGUACACAUAAACCUUCAGGUCCCUCAGUUCCUGCACACUCUUUAGAACUGAGAUUAAGUAUAUGUUGCUUUUCCCUAUCCCUCCCGCCAUAAUAUAUCACCUUGCACUUCUCUGUAUUAAAUUAUAUCUGCCACUUGUCUACCCAUUCUGCUAGCCUAUCUGUGACCUAUUGCUGUCGAUUGGUAUCAAGCUCACUGUUUGCCUCAUGUUCAGUUUCAGCAAAUUUUGGCAAUGUUCCUAUCUACCCUCCUCCAGUCUGAAAGAACAACCAUUUACCGUGACUCAUUGUUUUCUGUUCUUAAGCCAAUUUUUCUAGGCUGACACUGACCCUCCUAUUUCAUUAGCCUUAAUUUUGUUAACCAACCUUUAAUGCAGCAGUUUGUCAAACACUCUCUUAAAUCCAUAUAGAUAACAUCCAUUGCAUUUCCUUUAUCAACCUUUUCUGUUACUUCAUCAAAAAAUUCAAUUUGAUUGGUCAAACACAAUCUGGCUUUUAUAAAUCCAUGCUUUCUCUCCCUCCCUAAUUAACUCAAACCUCUCCAAAUGUCUGUUGGUUCUUUUUUUUCCCUUGGCUAUUGUUUCUAAACCUUACCGACCACUGAUUUAAACUGACCAGCCUGUAGUUACCAGUAAUUUCCUUAUGUCCCUUCUUGAACAAGGAUGUCACAUUUGACACUUUGCAGUCAUCUGGCACCUCCCUGUAUUUGGGGAAGAUUGGAAGAUUAUGGCAAACCUUCUGCUAUCUCUAACUCGCUUAUCAACCUAGGAUGCAAGCCAUUUGGACCAAGCAAAUUAUCCACUCUAAGGAUAGCCAACCUUUCUAAUAAAUAUAUAUAUAUAUAUAUAUAGCCUAUCAAUUUUCACCCCAUCCAUUACCUCUACCAUCUCUACUUCUACCUAUAUUUUGUCAGCAUUCUCUUCCUUAGGAAACACCAAUACAGUACUCAUUAAGUACUUGCUCUAUAACUCUAAGCUUUCUAUGUUGCUCUAUACCUCUAUCCCUAUUAGGUACCAUCCCACCUCUUACUACCCGCUUACUAUUUGCAUGUUCGUUGAUUUUUCAGUUCCCUUUUAUGUUAACUGCCAUUGUAUUCUCAUAUUCUCUCUUUGCUAGUCUUAUUUCCCUCUUCAUUCCCUCUUUCAACUUAUUGGACUUGGCCUGGUUCUCAUUUGAAGAAUUCAUCUGAUGAGUAUCACAUAUACUCAUUUCUUUUAUUUCUUCAUAUUCUUUAGACCCUUCGCCAUCCAAGGAGCCCUAGCUUUUGAUUUUUGAUACACUUUGCUUCUCAACUCUAAUCAAAUGGAUUCAGACUUUGCCCCCUCAAGGACAUCUCUUUCUAACAUUACAGUGACUUCCCUAAACAUUACUGCCACCCUACCUCCCUUUUUUCCCUUCUAUAUCUUUUCUGGACACUUUGGGCUAAUUUUUCAUUCUAGGGCCCCUUUUUCUGCUAUUGGGUUGAAAUGUGGGUCAGGAACCACAAAUGUCAGUAGCAGACCCAGAGCGCAACAUUGAAAGAGGUAGUCAAUUCAGAGCCCACUCAGUUAAGGGAUGCAGGCUUCCAAGUGUGGACAGCCAGUAGGAAGGCUGAAAACAAUCAAAAGUUGGCAGCCUACUAUUGAGGUGGGAGCUGCUGAAGUAUGUAGGGAGGCAUGAGGUUGCGACCAUUCCCAAUUGCCAGCAACAAAUCAAGUAAGUAAGACCAGAAGGGUUAGGGAGAUAGGGGAAAAGUGUUCACAGUGCACACACUGUCUCAGUUGCAGCUGAUCUUCAGAGUGGAGGCUUCCAAGUACAUGAGGCCUCCGAUAUCAACCUGGCCUGCUGCUGGGAGGCUGCUAUGGUUUCAAAGAUGGUUUCCUGAUGUGACAUGUAUCCCAUGUGUGGAUCGAAAAUCCACUUGGCAUUGGCAGAGUGCUAGUAAUUAAGCCCUUAAGGGGGCUUAAUUGGUUACCCACUACGGUCAGGUAGGUAAUGAUUACCAAAGACAAUCCAACUACUCCCUCAUCCUGUGGAGACAGUUACGUGUCAUGGAACAAAAACUAGAAGUGCUAGAAAAUCUCGGCAGGUCUGACAGCAUCUGUGGAGAGAAAGACAGAGUUAACGUUUCGAGUCAGUAUGACUCUUUUUCAGAAAGUGUCAUGGGUUCAGCCUGACAGGAUUUUCCUCCUGUUUUCAGACUCUCCUGCCUCCAGUUCCACUAUCACGGGCCACUAAAAAUUCAACUCCUUGUAUCCAUGAAUACUAAACGCCCUGUCCUCACCUUUUUAUGCCACAUGUCCAUUAUUGAACUUAAAUCAUAUUUCCACAUGACUAAUUGCUUUUGUAGUUCACUGACCUUAUUCACCACGCUUUGUCUAUUUUAAGUUACUUCAAACUGAAUUUGUUUCUAUUUGAUCUGGGGCCAGAUUGCAUAUGUGUAGUUAGAACUGAAUAUACUGGCCCUCGUUAUAACAAUACCAAAUAACUUGUUGCUUGACUCGCUUUUGAAAUGAUGCACAUUCGCCUAUCUGUACCAAACAUCCCCAUACUGUAACAUUGCACUGUGAUUCGUUGUUUGUGGUUUUCUCAUUGAUAGACUAUUUAAAGUAGUUUUAUAGUAGUACACUGUGUGAUAUAGCAUGGAUACUUUAGAGUUACUACUUUAUACCACAUGAUUGGACAGUAACUAACCAUUCGCUGAAAAUAGAAAGCCAGCAAACUCGAUCCUAAUAAAUCAUCAAUUGCCUCAUUUAUAGCAUGACUUUAAAAACACAAAUCCCAAGAAAAUACUGUGUUUUAUGUUGUAGCCAUGAGCCACAUUUGGAAAUCUGAACUAUUUGAUAUUUAAAAGUGUGUUUUUUGAUGCUGACUUGUUUACUUUUACUGAAUUGGAAUUAGAAAAUGGAAACACCAGUUUGUGCACAAAUGACGAUUAAACUCUUUAUGGCUGUUGGCACUAGUGUUCACCGCACCAUAUGGACCAAACAGAUUUUCUGAUUCACUCGUGUUUUAACUGCAGCAACUAUACCAUUCCAACUGGAAUGAUGGAUUCAUUUUUAAAUUGAAUAUAAAUAGCCAAAUCUAAAUGAUACAAAUUUUACUUUUGUUUAAAAAAAUGUUUAAUACAGCACUGUGGAAAAAAAUUAUUAUAGCCAAUUCAGAAAGUCAGAAAAAGUGAUAGAAACUACCUUUGUGCGGUGAUUUUAUUGGUGUGCUUUCAUCUCAAGAUUUGCUCUUAGGAGAGGUACUUGCUGACAUUAUGUGGCAACUAUCCCAGAUUAAUUGCAGGAAAAGUGCUUUCCAUAUUACCAGUUGUGUUUCUGUAGUCUGUUGUUAAAAUUCCUUUCCAAGUCAGCUUUGUGAUCAUUGAAAUUUAAUUCUGUUCCUCUUUAAGCAACAGUUGAUGAAGUUAUUAAGGAGAACACAACCUUUUUUAUAUAAAAAAGUGUUAAAUUGCAACAGUUUACUCAUCAAUCUGGUGUUUUGGACCACAUGUCUGUUUUUCCACAAAACAGCAAAGUAAUGUGCUUACACCAUUCUUUUCCCUUUCACAGUAUAUAUUGUGGACUAACUGGAUUGGUUCCCAGUAGUAUAUUAAGACCAACUUUCCAAAAUUUGUAAUACUUUAAAUGGAGCCAGGUCUUCAAAAAAGCAGAAGGUUUUAUAAUUUUAAAAGUGUAACUGAUUUUUCAUUUUUUAAUAAAUGGUUAAAUAUCCUUUAUUACAGCAAAUCACUGUUGGACUUGGAGAUUGUACUGACCUUAAUAAGCUCUGUGAUUUCCUCCCCUCUCUAAAUUAUGGCAUUUCUACCCAAGGAACCAGAUUGAAUCUCAUCCUUGAACUGACAGUUUAAUUGCAUUAAUCUGUACAAUGAAUGCCACUAUUCUUUCACUGACCUGCUAAAUGGAAUACCUCAAGCUUAUGCAGUGUUCCAAGCUCUUGGUUAAGUAUAGAGAAGAGAGAUUGAAACAUAUCUCAGUUCCACAAAGUGAUGUUUUGCCUGGCCAAUCUGUUGAACAUCAAUGCAAACAUUGCGUUUCCAGCGAAGUUGCCACAUUAAAGUUCUUUCAAGUAAAAAAGGCAGGAGAAGAGUUUUUUUUGUAAGUUUGACAUCAUAUAUGUGCUUUUAAAAAAUAUAGGGAUUGUGUUUUUAUGUUAGCAGCAUUAGAGCAAUUUAAGACCCCAAAAAUAGCUGAAUUAUGGUACAGUGAUGCAAAGAAAAAUGUGAUUACAAAAUUUACAGUGAAUGUGCCAGAUAAUAUUUCCUCAUUAUCAGUCAAUGGGGCACAUCUGAUCUAAAAGAAUAGCUAGUUAGAGAGAAUAAAUUCCCAAUUUUGGGGGAAGAGGAAUCAUCAAUAAACAUUAUUUUAUAGUUUUUGUGUUCAUUUCAUAUAUAUCAUUAUUACUGCUUCAUUAUGAAUUCACUUAUGAGCCAAUUUCCUGAGGAAAGGAUUGGGUAGCAACUUUUAAGCAGAGCUGAUGAGACUUGUGUCAUCUGCUCCAGGUGCAAAGCAGUAGGAAUUGAACUCCCAUUGUAGGGAGAAACCUUGAAAUAAAUAUUAAGUGUCCUGACCAAUGUUCACCCCUGUGUAGGAUCUGCUGUCAUUCUUACAUGAUGGUAAUUCUUUCAUAUUGCUUAGCAUAGUGAAAUGACUCUGUAGACUGGACUCCACAGAGCUUAAUCACAAGUCCCAGUCUUAACGGUAAUGUUCAUUGGUGUGGCAGAAACCACUCUGUAAGACUUGCUACUUGGUCAUUGCUAUAUAAUUGUGGAUAAUCUCAUGCUUGCUAAUUUUGACCAUUGUGUGAGAUAGUUGGAUUCCUACAAGGGAUGGCACAUUAGAGCAUAGUUUAUGACACUUGAAAAGAUUUGUGCUAGCGAGUCAAGUGAAAAUUUAUCACUUUUUAAAAAGGUUUCCAGUUCUCCUUUAGUUAAAAUGUUAAAGGCUGCUGUUUUACAUUUUUGUCACUUAUCUUUCUGAUAAUAUGCACAAUAAUAAUAGAAAUAUUCAGUCACAUUUUUGAUUUCUGUAGUGUUGAUUUGGUGAUUUUUAUUUAUUAUCCAAUAUGUGAAUUUGCUUGGAGUUUGAUUUUUUUUAAUCUAUGGAGAGGGGUAGAAGGGGAUUAGAAUUUGUUACUAAAUUUUUGUUUCAUUUUGUAUUUACUGGCAACAGUGGUUCAUACCACCCAAACAGGUGUGAAAUUUUGGCCCGUAACAUCCUCCCCAAGCUGAAAAAUUUCAUUGUAAAACUACAAAAUCCAGGUCACUGAGGUAAAAAGGGAAAAUGGUAUUCUGCAAUAAUUUCCAACAUUUGGCUUCAGAAUUCAAUGGAGAAUGCUAAAUGCCAGAGAUAGGUUGUUGAGUUUCCUUUCCUGAUUGUCAGUCUCAACAUUGCUCAAGUGUUAUUCAGUGGAAAACCCCCUUGAACCUUUUGUCAGCAGUAAUGAUCGAACAAAGCAAUUGAAAAAUGUGUGUAGAAGAAUAGAACAUGUUUUUUUUUCUUUAUAUUGCUUGUGUACACACAAUUGCCUCAGAAAUCACAAAGCGUCUAAAUUGUCACCUUCCUCAAAUUUAACAAAGGUAGCUCUGUCUCUUCAAAAGAAAUCUCAUGCCCUACACAAAGCAUUUAUUGUACAACUGUUUUGCUGCUUCUGGGGCCUGUACAAUAAAAAAAGUGCAGAAGUAUACAUUCCAUCUUCAUGAAACAUUGUAAAACUAGGACAAAUAUCACUCCCCAGGCAUCUGUCAGUAUCACAUUAAAUUCUAACUGCAGUUAAUCAUGUUCCUACGUACAGGUGGACUGAAUGUGUUGGGUUGGAGCGCAGACCUUGAAAUUUCAGUUAAUGCUGGUGCUGAGUCAAAUUCUCAGCAUACAGUCAAUAAACAUCUUCCCUGGCCACCCACCAUCACCAUUCUGAACUGUUCACGUGUGAUUUCUGUCCAUAGGGCAUUUAGGAAUAUUUUAUUUGGGUGAGGUGAAAAUAUGAUCACGCACAUCCUUCAAAUUAUUCUGCAUACUUUGCCCUUGUGAAAUGGCUUUGUGAACAUGUCUGAUAACUUCUGUGCAACCCCUUCGAGGAAGAACAGAAAUUUAUGUAGCGACUUAUUACAUCUUUCAGAAAUGUCCAGAACCACUUCACAUACAAGUAGUUAUUUUUGAAAAGCAGUCCAUGUCUUUUAUAAGCAAAUAUAAGUUGCCAUUUUGUGUAUAGACAUUCUACAUAGAAUUACAUAGCAGCACAGAAACAGGCUAUUGGGUCCAUGCCUGUGCUUAUGCUCCUCACAAACCACCUCGCACCUCUCUUUAUCUAACCCUAAGGAAUGGUGUUCCUUUCUCCCUCAUAUUUAUCUAGUUCACCUUUAAUGCAUUUUUGUUCACCUCACCCACUUAUGGUUCUCCAAUCUAACCUCAAAGACCUGGCAACAACCAGCCUCCAUAGCAUUGUGCUCUUGGACCCAUUAAUCUAUUUUGGUGGUGUUAAUUGAGAGGGAUGUUGGCAAGGACAUUGGUUUACAUCGUGCUCUUCAAGUAGUGCUGUGUAAUCUUUAACAAUAAUCUAAAUUAUUGGGAAAGGUAAACAACUGGAUCAAUGGGAAUGAAAAACUGGACAAAAUUAAUAAUAUUUAAUGUAAUACACAGACUCUGCUAGAUUGUGAUUUGUAACUGCUGGUGCGAGAAAAUAAUGAGGCUUAGUUCUGAAUUUAGCAUAUUACUGCAUUUUCACAUGCAUUUAAUCUGUGUCUGUGUCAAGAAUUUACAUUCUUGAUUUACAACUUCAGCUUGUGCGGACUGGAAAAAGACCGAAUAAAGCAGUUAUUCAGCAGACAGUUUUCAUGAAAUAUUAGUUCCCAAAUUGUGGGAAAUUGUUCACUUACAUACACUAAACUCUCUCCCUCAUAUUAUAUCUUUUUCUUUCUACAUUUCUCAUAUUGUCCUACAUUAGAACAAUAAAACCUCUGCCUCAUAUUAUUGAACUUGCAAUGCUGUGAUAUUAAGAUGCAGUUAAUUUCCCGUUAAGUGAAUCCGGGCUUCCUUAUGACCUAUAAGAAAUGCUGUAUCUUGAUUUGAUUCCUACCAAUUUUCAGGACUUUUUAUUUCAGCAUGCAUAUGACAAUAUGAGAAGAAAGCCAUUGUCACAGUAGUAGGGCAUAAAUGUACCACCAAUAGAUUACCCGUUCUUGUAAACAAAUUGUCUUUGAUGUGCUAUUUUGUUUGGUACCAAUGCAAAGAGGCAAUAUUAUUGAAAAUAUACUUGUGUAUAGGGAUAACACAAUCGUUCCUUGGCACAAGUCAGUGAAUCUUCCUUUUAAACCAUCCUGCUUUCACAUUUUUCCACUGAUAGCACUGUUUGUAGAACUAGAUUUGGUUGAAUAAUCAAGUUUAAGAAGUAAAUGUAUGAGCUAGAUGUGUUACUAUUCUAAGGGUUUUGCACCUUGGCUAAAGAAAACUUUCUCAAAAAUGAAGUAGGAAUCCCACUAAUGAUGAAAUGUAUUGCAACUGCACCUUUUUAUUCCUAGCAUCAUCAAAUCAAUUUUAUUGUGAAUUGUAGAACAUUUUUCAGAGUUAUGAUAAUUCAGAACAAAAGAAGAACUGUUGCCUGAGCUACUGGAUCAUGGAUUGUUGCAUUUCCUUACUCAGAUGUACCAGAAGGCAGUUACUGGAAAUAUUUGGGUAUAAAUUCAAUUACCAUUGUGGCAAGACAAGAGCUUACAUUUUUAUUGCUGUAAGACUGAGUAGUUAUAUCUGUAAUCACCGAAUGAAGCUCCUUGUCAUUUACACUUACUCUUCCUGUGGUGAAGAUCAUUACAUUAAAAUCUUGGACUGAACAGUUUUUGGCAGCUGUUUUGCAUUAAGAGGAAGAACUUCCCUUCAUCUGUUUCUGUCCUUACCUUUCAGAACGUUUCCUUGUUCUAAACUUGUUUCAGCUUAAAGCUUUUGGUCAGAAUUUUAAGUAUUCAAACUGCACAAAGUCAUAUGUUCAUAUACUGCUUGGAUUGUGCAAAGAACAGAACUUUUGAACCAAUUUUCCCCCAUUACAAUCCUUCAGAGAAUGUUUUGACCCUUUUCCCUAUUUGUUUUAACACCAGUUUCAUAGUUUGCUUCAUAGAAUGCAGGGGUGUUUAUUAUAAAAAAAAUUUUAAAAUGUACUUAGAUUAAGAUGGGAAUCCUAAUUUUCUGAUUUGUAAUUUCAAAAUAAUCCUUGUUUGCAGCUUUGAUCUUAAUCAUGAUUUAUCAGAUGAAAGUUGCAAGGUUCAUCUAUCAUCUCAUUUAUGAGUUUGUACUAUAUGACCUGACAGUUGUGAACAUGCCACACAACCAGCAAUAAAUGACCAUUGUUUUAUUCAUGACCAAAACUUUAAGUCUGUAAAUAAGUGUAGCUUACCUUCCUAGUACAUGAUGUAUUUGGAUGAUGUCUGAUGUCAUGAACCUUGUUCUUUAUCAAUUCCUUGAUUUUUGAAUAAAUACAUAUUUUAGAAAAAAAA